Molecule: messenger RNA, 1749 nt
Organism: Lithohypha guttulata
Lineage: Eukaryota; Fungi; Ascomycota; Eurotiomycetes; Chaetothyriales; Trichomeriaceae
Exons: 1
Coding region: 1-1749 (582 amino acids)
Biological process (GO): proteolysis
Molecular function (GO): aspartic-type endopeptidase activity
Source: RefSeq, a predicted model, not a curated record
AUGUCUCCCAAUAUCUCUUAUGUUAUGCGUUUCCUUGUGACAAGCUUAUUGUUUGCUUCUGUGCUCGCAGUUCCAGACCCCGGUACGAUCGGUUUCAAGUUCAAGAAGAGGCUAGCCACCAAGUCUGCUCCUUCGACUGAAUUAUCAUACCCAGUGAUAUACAAACGACAAGAUGAUACGAUCAAUGCCGACAUCACAAACUUUCAGAUCUUGUACAUGAUCAAUAUUACCAUCGGCACACCAGGUCAAGGAAUUGGUCUCCAGCUAGAUACUGGCUCUUCCGACCUUUGGGUUGCUGCCUCUGACUCAGAUGUCUGCUCCUUGGGCUAUCCUUUCUGCAGCUAUUACGGCUCUUACGAUGCCGCCAAUUCGUCCACGUUCCGAAAUAUCACAGACUUUGGGGACUUCUAUAUCAGCUAUGUCGACGGUACAGCUAUACAAGGAAUCUAUUUUAACGACACAAUCAACAUCGAAGGCACAGAUAUUACUGGUGCCACCAUGGCUCUUGCCGAAUCAGCCGACCGAGAUAUUGGCAUCAUGGGUAUAGGUUUCACAGAAAACGAAUCCUCCAAUACCAUAAACAGAGACGAUCCUUUCACCUACCCAACUGUACUCGACAAUAUGAUUGCCCAAGGUCACAUCAACAGUCGUUCCUACGCCCUCUGGCUCGACGACCUCAACGACCCCGCCUCGACUGGCACCAUCCUCUUCGGUGGAUUAGACAUCGAAAAGUACGAAGGGUCCUUGGUCUCCUUACCCAUCCAACCAGACACCUACUCCGGCUCCCGCACCAGCUUCACAGUCGCCUGGACCGGUCUCAACAUCGACACCGGCUCUUCCACCAGUAACAACCAAAUAGACUUCUCACCCAGCUCACCUCUCCCAGUCAUCCUCGACUCUGGCACAACCCUUACCUAUCUCCCCGAUGACAUCGUCGAGCAAAUCUUCACCGGCCUCGGCGUAACCACCGACCCUGCAAUCGGCAACAUCGUCCCCUGCACCAUAGCCGCAAACAACUACACCUUCAUCUACACAUUUGGUGGCCCCAACGGCGCACAGAUUCGAGUCCCUCUCUCCGAACUCCUCCUCACCCUCUUCGACUCACGAACAGGCGAACCAUACGUCGACCCACAAACACCAAACGGCCCGCCCCUCUGCCAAAUGGGCAUCGACAAAGCAGGUGCAAACCCCCUUUUAUUCGGCGACACGUUCCUUAGAAGCGCCUACGUCGUCUACGAUCUGGAAAACUACCAAAUCGCCUUAGCACAGACAAACUUCCGCGCUACGGCCUCUGAAGACGGAGACGAAGUCACACAGAUCUCGGGCAGUGCAGGUAUCCCAGACGUUGUAAGCACAGCUUCAGAAGCGACUGUAGCCCAGACGUUCACGGGCAUACCGUUGAAUACAGAGGGUGGUGGUUCCGCGACGAGUGUGGGCUUUGGCGCGAUGACGAGGCAGGCGACUUUCAGUUUGAGUACGAGUGGGACGGUGGCGCCUAGUGCUGCUGCAGGAGGUGUGAUGAGUACUAACAGUGGGGGCACAGCGACAAGUAGUAGGACUACUGUUAGUGGAAGCAGGACUAGCAGUGCGUCGGUGAGUUCGACUGCGAGCUCGUCGCAAGGCGCUGCAAGUAGCUCUGCGGCCAGUGCGGCGACCGUCCUCAGAGUGGCCAAGGGCGAGACGCAAGCGUAUGUCUCGUUGUGUGUUCUGCUGGUGCUACUGUAUGCUAGCAUCGGUAACACUAUCUGA